ACGUUAUGGUAUGUAUUGUAACACUUAAUUCCAUCAUUUUCAGGUAAAACUUAAGUUUAUUUUUUAAAAUUAAAAAAAUGCAAUAUGACAUAUCGGUUUUUAUUCUUCCACUUGUUCUAAGUGAAUUAAAAAUUUAGGUUAUUUUAAACGGAUUUCUGGCAGAAAAAAAUGAAAGAGAUUGGAAAUCUCUCAUAAUUAUCAUCAGAAAGAACCUCUCUUUGAUUAAUUACGAUUUAUUGGUCAGCAUAUUUAAUGGUAUCAUUUUGAAACGGUUCUUACUUAUAUAUGCAUUUUAUUUUGGUUAUUUCAGAAAUCAUGGAAAAGAUACUAACAUAUUUAGGGCUAGCGUUGUCUUUGAUUUUUACACCAACAUAUGCAACGUUAAGUAAUUCGACACGGAAUUUACAUGAUGUUCUGUUAGAUGAUUACUAUAGAGAUAUAAGACCGUGUUUAGACUGUCUGUCACCGUUAAAUAUCAGUGUAUCUUACCACCUCACUGCACUCAUCAAGUUAGAUGAACUCGAAGGAGAAUUACACUCGGUUGGCUACCUUAAAGUUGAGUGGAUAGAUGAACGAUUAAUGUGGAACCCAUUGAUGAAUGGUGUUGGAAGUAUAUUAUUCUCUCCUCAUAAAAUUUGGGUACCAUCUUUAACUGUAGGAAAUCCGUCGAGAGAAAUAAGCGAUCUCAAUGCAGAAAAAACUCUCGUGCGAGUUAUGUACAACGGUACAGUUAUUUGGCACCCAGGAGACGUUUUUAAAACCACGUGUUCCUUCGAUAUUUACAGAUACCCGUUUGACAAGCAAAUUUGUUACGUUAUAUUUACUCCUUGGUCAUACCGUGCAAACGAGGUUAGGUUACAUGCAGCAGACGAUAGCAUCGAUACGUCAUUUUAUCAGGAGAAUGGACAAUGGGAGUUGCUAUCAUUGUCUUCAGAAGAGUACAUACAAAACGACGUGUCCUUUGUACAGUUUAACAUCCGGUUUCAUAGAAGAUCGACAUAUUUCGCCGUGAACAUCAUCUUGCCGAUCUUUAUGUUGGCAUUUCUGAAUUGCUUAGCAUUUGUGAUUCCAGUGGAAAGUGGCGAGCGAAUAUCGUAUACGGUUACAUUGUUGUUGUCAUUUGCCGUGUUUAUGACACUUGUUAGUGAUAAUGUACCAAAAACCUCAUCUCCAAUGUCCCUCCUGUGUUAUUUUCUCGCUGCAUUAUUUACAGGUAGCGUUUCCAUUAUGAUCGUGAUAAUGUUAAACAUGAGGCUCUUCUACAGAAACUCUUCAAUUAAAAUGUCACCAGUAUAUGUUUGCAUUUACAAAUUGUGUUGCCGUCCUAAAAAAAGAAGGCAGACGCGUGUCAAUAAGAUCAAGCCUGAUGGAAGUGUAUGUACAAGUGUAAAGACUAAUUCUGAAGACAGUGAGGCUAUAAAUGAAAUUUCUUGGCAAGAGUUGGCAGAAGCUUUAGAUAUUGUCGGGUUUAUACUAUCAUUGUUAUAUUAUAUAUCAAUAUCCAUCGCGGUAAACUUGAUGUAAUGAGCACGUAGUACAACAUACUAUAUAUUGUUGUACAAUUUGAUUAAUAUCUGCUCCUAAAUAACGUUACGCAUUAAGAUGUGACGUUCAGCAAUAGUUUGUCACCUUCUCGUGAUUUGUCAAACACAGGGGGUCGAACGUAUAGCGGUGCGAUACUCCUUUAAGCGAGGUGAUUUCAUGCGAUACGCCCUAAUGGCGGAUUUACCCGUGUAAACACACGUCAGAGUGAGUGUUUUUUAUUAAGUUUUUCAUAAAUCUUCGAUUACAAUUGCAUAUUUUGUAUUGAGGAUGUGAAGAUAGGACCGACACACAUUUCAUCAAAAUUACAGAGGCCUAAAUUCAUAAUUAAAAAAGUUAUUGAAGGUAAACUGACGGCAACUAAUUUUGGGUCGGUGAAUAAAAUCGCUUAAUGCAAGCUUAUAUUAAUAUAGUUAAUUUGUUUUUCUUCUUUAUUCUAUAAGAGUAAUCAUAAUUGAGUUGUAUAGCAAGUACCUUUGUGCUCCGAUAUACAUAGACGCUUACUGGUCAAAAUAUUUAAGUGUACGCUGGGUUUUGGUGCGAUAAAAUAACUGUACGCUGUUAAAGGUUCGAUAUUUUUCAUUAUCACAUCUGUUGUACAUGUUUUCCUAUGAUUAUACUCAGAUAUCGACUAUAUAUGUGCCCUUUUCCGGAAUUCUGAAAUUUUCUUCUUUCCUUAAAGAUUUACUUGAAAUAAAAGUUUUGUAUAACCAUCUAUAUAAGUAUUUGAACUUAAUUUGAAUAAUAAAUAAUAUUUAUCCUUUAAUAAUUAGGAGUUGGAUAAAAGUAACCUUUACUCUAAGAUCUUAGAUAAAAAGUAGGAAUUUGACCAAAAUAUGUAAGAAUGAAUUUAAGAAACCAAUUAAGAAAUCUUGUAUAAAUUAACUCACUUUCAAAGCAGAACAUUUCAGAAAAAUAGCAGUUAAUAUGUGAUAUAAGGGGUGUGUUACUUCAUGAGGUUCUAAGAUCUUUUGUACAUGCUGCUGUCAAACUGAUAUUUUUUCAUAUUAUAAAUAGAAUUGAACAUUUCAGACAACCUAUAAAAUACAGUGAAAGUACAUUUCGCUGCUGUUCUAGAGCUAGAGACUGAAAACCAGAUGGUAAAAAUCUUUAGGUGGUAAAAUUCUUUUCUAAAAUGUUGCUUAGAACAGGCUAUUUUUGUAGUGCACAUACUUGUGGCCUGUCUGUCAGGAAAAAAGCACAAAACUUCAAUUUCAAACUUCAGUCAGUCAUUGGACACCAAACAGCUCAGUGUCUUUCUUAGGAACAGCUGAUGCUUACAUGUGCAAAUACACAGUUGUAGAUGUUGCAGAGCAAUUAAAACAUUACAACUUGAUUAACAAACAAAACUACUGCCAGAUAGGUAAUGUACCACAAGUACAAAUGCUGACAGGAUGUGCAAAUAAACAAAAAGCUAUUGAGUAUAUAUUAUUAGAUU
Molecule: messenger RNA, 2980 nt
Organism: Ruditapes philippinarum (Manila clam)
Lineage: Eukaryota; Metazoa; Mollusca; Bivalvia; Venerida; Veneridae
Product: acetylcholine receptor subunit beta-type unc-29-like
Exons: 2
Coding region: 286-1524 (412 amino acids)
Biological process (GO): regulation of membrane potential; nervous system process; signal transduction
Cellular component (GO): membrane; neuron projection; synapse
Molecular function (GO): transmembrane signaling receptor activity; neurotransmitter receptor activity; extracellular ligand-gated monoatomic ion channel activity
Source: RefSeq, a predicted model, not a curated record